Messenger RNA from Onychostoma macrolepis, 1289 nucleotides. It is a transcript of the gene slc35d1a, whose product is annotated as solute carrier family 35 member D1a. Gene Ontology annotation, molecular function: antiporter activity; GDP-fucose transmembrane transporter activity. The record is from RefSeq and is a predicted model, not a curated record. The coding region runs from base 80 to 1090 and encodes 336 amino acids. Gene Ontology annotation, cellular component: Golgi apparatus. The transcript is spliced from 12 exons. NCBI's taxonomy places the organism in Eukaryota, Metazoa, Chordata, Actinopteri, Cypriniformes, Cyprinidae.
CACAGUGUACGUAGCUCUGUAAACAUGGCGGAAGCUCAGAGGCGUCAGCGCGGGGAGGAAGAAAAGCGCUGCGUUUAGAAUGAAGCAAUGUGAGCCAAGGAGCGAAACGGCUGGUAUGGCGGACCAAACGUUAACGGUACUCUUCAAACUUUUAGCUGCGGCCUUUUAUGGAAUCAGCUCUUUCCUUAUAGUUGUUGUGAACAAGAGCGUCCUGACCAAUUACAGGUUCCCCUCUUCGAUAUGUGUUGGAAUUGGUCAGAUGCUGGCAACAGUUGUUGUGUUACGGGUGGGAAAGGCCCUCCGGGUGAUCACCUUCCCAGAAUUUGAUGGUAGCAUACCUAGAAAGACAUUUCCGCUACCUCUUCUAUAUGUUGGAAAUCAAAUAACAGGACUCUUUGGGACAAAAAGACUUAACCUGCCAAUGUUUACAGUAUUGAGGAGGUUUUCUAUUCUCUUUACAAUGCUGGCGGAGGGUUUCUUGUUAAAGAAGAAAUUCUCCCGGCCAGUUCAGCUGACAGUAUUUACUAUGAUUCUAGGGGCCUUUGUAGCUGCAAGUGCUGACUUGGCUUUUGACCUGCACGGGUACAUGUUCAUUUUAAUGAACGAUGUCUUAACUGCUGCCAAUGGAGCUUUUGUGAAACAGAAGCUUGACUCUAAGGAGCUGGGAAAGUAUGGCCUGCUCUAUUACAAUGCUUUAUUUAUGAUUCUUCCAACACUGCUAUUAGCACAUGUCACAGGAGAUAUGGAUAAGGCUUUUGAAUAUGAAGGCUGGUCAGAUGUGCUUUUUAUAAGUCAAUUCGUUCUCUCUUGUAUAAUGGGGUUCGUUUUAAUGUACUCCACCGUACUUUGCACUCAGUAUAAUUCUGCGCUAACUACUACCAUCGUCGGCUGCCUAAAAAAUAUAUUAGUGACAUAUAUUGGAAUGGUGUUUGGAGGAGAUUACAUUUUCUCAUGGACUAACUUCAUUGGUCUGAACAUCAGUAUUGCUGGCAGUCUGGUGUAUUCCUACAUUACCUUCACAGAGGAGCAGACCACCAAACAGAGCGAGAAUGCCAACAAACUAGAGGUCAAAGGGAAAGUGUCUGUAUGACCAGUGGUUGAUGUUCGUUUAUAAUGCACAAGGCUGUAUCUAUGAGUUCUUGUAUUUCUUGCAAGAGUAAGAAGUCACUCCUAAGAUGUGUUUUUUAAAAAAAAAUUUAUUAUAUGAAGAAGAUAUUGACUGUAAAAGGUACAGCAGAUGCUGGCAGGACAUCGUCUCAAAUAAAAGAUUCGGUCAAGUUUUAAACAUA